AUGUCUACGUUAAACAAAAGGUUCUCUUACAUUAAAACCCAAUGGAGUAAUGAUGGUAUUUUAUACAAAAGUUAUCUUUAUAUUCUAAGACGUUCAAAUAAAAAUAAUACAGAAAAACGGGUAUGUACAAUUCAUUCAUGCUCUUGUUCAAUAACAACAAAAGAUGAUGCUAUUAUCGGAGCUAGUGGUAUUGACAACCACGAGGUACAUUAUCCACAGGACGAAGCUAGAUUACCACCAAAUGUUUAUGACUGUAUUGGAGCCAUUAAUCGACAAAUUGUGGAAGAGCAAACAACACUGGUAGCGCAAGUUUACAAUGAGCAAGUAAAGAAAUUUCGAAGUGAACAUGGUUCAGCUGAUACAAUACCUAUAUUUGGUACGAUUAAAUCUUCGCUUUACACAACACGAGCCAUGAUACAUCCUAAACUGCCCAAAUCAUUGUCUCUAAUAAUACCACCUCACAUGACGCGUACUUCGCUAGAUGAAACCUUCUUAUUUUGUAACAAUCCAGCCUCUUAUUCAGCUUUGGGUUUUUCAUUUUCCAUUACCACCAUCAACCUCCGUUUUAAAAAAUGA
Molecule: messenger RNA, 576 nt
Organism: Didymodactylos carnosus
Lineage: Eukaryota; Metazoa; Rotifera; Eurotatoria; Philodinida; Philodinidae
Source: the annotation of a GenBank genome assembly